This is a messenger RNA of Pocillopora meandrina, 8019 nucleotides long. NCBI's taxonomy places the organism in Eukaryota, Metazoa, Cnidaria, Anthozoa, Scleractinia, Pocilloporidae. The record is from the annotation of a GenBank genome assembly.
AUGCUUCAAGCCUCCAGUGGGACCACGAAAUUUAUUGAUACUAAGAUUUCAACCUUGCAAGGCAUGAAGAAACUUGUUGAUAUUAGUACAAACUUUUCGUUGGACUUCUCAGUCACAAUUAUGGAGACUGUGGCCGACAUUCACCUUUAUCAAGGUAAUCUUGACCUUGUCUGUAGCUAUUUCUCCUAUCUUCUACCGGUUGUUCGUGAAAGAUGUGGUGCAGAUCACCCAACAGUUGCUUCUAUUCUGUCAAAACAAGGACUUGUUUUCCUCCACUUGGAAAACUUCUCACGCUCUAGGCAAUGUUUUACCGAUGCAUUAGAGAUUUUCACCGGAGCUUUUGGUGCUAUUCACCCCGAUGUUCUUAAAUGCAAUGCAGGUCUUGCGAGGCUAGAAUGGCUCGAUGGAUGUGAAGAAAAAUCUUUAGCGCACAGUCAGAAAGUUCUGGAAAAUGUGGAAAGAAUUUGCCAAGUCUCAUUUGAGUGCCAAUUAAAGCCAAAAUUCAUUGAAUUGUCUUCACAAAGCGGAAGAACACCAUCUCCCGAUGUUGAUCAUGAGGAACAAUUAAAACUUGAAACUCUGGUUUCUGAGUUUGGUAUGGAAAUAACCAGGGUUCUCAACCAGCAUCAACCGACUGAUCUCCGGGAUUAUCUAGGAACACCCUCAGAAAGUGAUGAUUUUGUGGAUUCCCCCGUCUCCAAGAACUUAUCUGCAAAGCUGAGCUUUAACUGGUUCAAAGCUGGUCUUUGUUUGUUCAACGUUGGAGUGGAUCAAAGUGUCGCUUUUCUCUUUCUCUCGUGUACAUAUGCAAGUAUGUUUUAUGAUUAUUUGGAUUGCUCUGAAGUCAUUUUACUGAAAGUGAUUUUUGUUGUGUGUCAUCUCAAAUCUAAGACGUGUCAAACCUUCCCGGAAGUUCAAGAAAGAUUAAAAGAUGAAUUCGGACGGUUGAAGAACUUCAUUGAGGACAAAGUGAAGAGAUUUGUUAAACCGGAAAGCAAAACUAUAUUUUUUGACGAAAAUACAAACUUGAUGAUUGCUCUGGCAGUAAUCCUUCAGGCGUUUGUAGAAAUGGAAAUGUAUGCUAUGAUAGCUGAUGUGCAUAGUUUAUUUUCUUUCCUGUCAAACCAACAGUCUCCGCAGGUAACUCAUGUAGUUCUCGUUGAAGAGCUUCGAUUUGCGUUUUUUAGUUCAAACAUGCAAUGUCUUGGCAAACAAGUUAUGCACGAACUGAUUUUUUCGACGCCUCUUGGGGUGAUGAACCAUCGAAAAGUCACUGAAGAAAACGAUGCAGAUACUCCCUAUAACUUUCAUAGCAAGGAGCUUACAAAAUCUUUACAUAAAGAUGACAACUUUGGACAAAGGAAAUCGAGGCAAAUUUUCAAAACUUUGGCACUCAAAACUGACAAUACUCAGUGGAAAGGAUCUUGCAGAUUUCUUGUGGAGUGUCCAAUAUCUCGUGGAGUUGAUAUUUCAGCGCUAAAUGAAAUAAAUGUGUGGAGUAUAAAUGCAGUAGAAGACAGUCUACCUCACUUGAUCCUAUGCAGCCAUCAGAGCAUAGAAUUGAAAACACAAUAUUUCAUAGAACUGGAACUCCUAGCCUCUGCAGAAAGCACUCUUUCUUCGAUUUCUGAUGAUUUUUCUCUUUUGCCAUUCGUGUUAUCGGCAGCUAAAUAUGGUUCAGAAUCUGAAGCACAAUCUCCGGUUCUCGUCAAGACAGAGAACACUUGUGAAGGAAGCCUAGCGUUUAUCUUCCAAGACAAAGUAAUUGCGAAUUUUCUAUUUGGAAAUCUUCUAAAGCAAAUUUUAACCAAUGAAGACGAACUUGGUGAAGUUGUGAACGUGAUAGUCAAAGACAGCCAGCUCGUGUUGAAAAUCCAAGGUCCAUCCAUAGGGCAUAUAGUGAUUCAGUGCCAUGAAGACACCAUCAAAGUGAAAACCCACUUGAUUCACUAUUCUCAAAGCCGUAGAAAAGUAGAGAUAGUCCGAGAAGAAGUUCCAGCGUGCAAUUGUUCUCUUAUUGAGAUGGUCAUCGCUGACAAAAUGGAAAAAUGUGCUCGUAGUUUUGGCAUUCAUUUCGAGACAAAAAUUGAUAAUGCCUGGUGUAUUGCGUCACAUCUGAGAGGAAACGCAAAGAAUAUUUCAAUGAGAGUAAGUGUUUUGAUGUUGCAUUCAUCACUGUAAGCAUGAAACUUGUUUUUCAACCAUGAUGAUGAAUCUUUGUUAUGCAACGAUUCAUCUACUAAAUCUAAAGUUCAGCUUACCAAUAUAACAAAAUGAAAAAUAUGACAAAGUAGGAGUGAGAAUAUUUCUUACUGCUUUUUCAGCUAACUUCAGGGAUUUAUGCAUUAUAUGGAAGAAAUCUAAAAUUUGGUUUUCUUUCAAAUUAAAGAACAGCUUCUUUUUGCCUUAAACCCCAUAGCGGGAUCAGGAGUUAAUUUUUGGCUAUUGUUAUACUUUUUGAUUCGUUCUCUUUUUAGGAGCACCAGCCGCUAGAAAUGCAGCUUAAAACCUUGCUUUCCAGACAGUCGUUCCUUUCGGAAUCAUCGAACCAAACAGAUUCCUUGAGUAUUCCCUCAACAUGUGAUCUUGGUACUCAAACAGAGCUUAGUGACUCUCAUGAGUCUGAAAAUCUGGCGGAGCCCACAUCAUCAUCCAGUGAAGUAAGUUCAUCACCAUCAUUACCUCCAUCUUCAUCUUCAUCAUCGUCAUCAUCAUCAUCAUCAUCAUCCUCCGGUGAAGGUACUGAUGAGGUUUCCAGAAGGUCAAGGUUAGAGCCAGCAGAGAAAGGUAAAUCAUCAAUGAAUUUCGUCUAUUCGUGUGGUUUAGAAUUGGAGAGACGAGAGAGAGAAGUUCCAAACCUUGCAAAUACAGAGGAAGAAAGAUCUAGCAUGGCUUAUCUCAGUGUUUCAGAGUUCAACUAUAGUGGCAACGAUGCAGAGGAAGGACAGACAAAUCAAACGCCACUCGUUCCGCCAUUAACUUUGAAAGUUCAGACGGAUGGCAAAUUACGCGAGAGUAAAGAAAACCUUGAGAAGUGUAUUCAAACCGAUGAUUGGCUAGGGCAGUCUAUGGAUGAUGAAGUUGAUGGUGCAAGGAAAACUGUUUCGUGUGAAAGUUCUGUAAUCCAAAAUUGUCAUCCCUGUUACUCCUCAACCGGAUCUGCUGAACCACCUUUUCAAGGGGAAGGUGGUGUAACUGACAACCUUCCACGAAUUACAGACCAGGUGGAGCGUCAUGGUGGUGCCGCUGCCUCAGUCAGUUGGUGCAAUGACGCCACGGAUGAAAACGGAAGGAAUAGGGAACGUAAAGUCGAUUCGAAGUCGCUGAAAGUUUCUCAAGAGAGGAAAAACAAGAAUCAAGAGUAUCUAUCAGGAAAAAGUCACAACACAAGGCCUGGGGAAUUUCUAGGCUUAAAGGGUGGAGGACAAGAUCUAUCUUUCUCUAACAGGGGCCGAGGUUACGAGAAUCGCGAAUCGGUCACUUACUGGAACGACAAGGACGCAAAGCCUGAGAAGGUUAGACCACGACAUGACAUGCGAAACACCAUAGAUGAAAAAGAAUCAAAUUUCUUUGGUAUAAGGCCUUGCUUCCUUGCUUGUCACUCAGAUGACAGUAGCAUUACCACUCCUAUCGAUGACAUGGGGAAUAUAGCAAAAAACGCCAAUGGAGGAUCCUCUAACACUUUUUCAAGGCAUCAAGGGUCAUCUUGUUUCACUAAUGAGCAAGGCUAUCAAGCUACUUACUCCUUUCAAGCCCCAUCAUUUCAUUCUGAAAGUUCAAAAGUAUCUGCUGACGCACAAGGUACAAACCCUCAUGGCUCCUUCGGUCAUAACCUUGCAGUCUGGGAUCUACCAGUGCUUGUUCGUCCUCUACUUUCUCUUCCCUGCAACGGAUCGGUGCAUCUCCAAACCCAUUCCUGCGAUGAACCGCGAAUUGCAGUGAUACCUCCGCAUGCUUUGAUCAAUGGUGACACACCUUUGGCGCAAACACACCCUUUUCCAGAACAGAGAAAAGUGAAGGGUCAAAGUACUGAUCCUGAAGUACAACGGAAGAGAAACUAUGAUUUUAAAGUGACGAAUGAAAAUCCUCUACGUUUAUCUAAUACCACUUCAAUUACACAAGGCUUAGUCUUCCCUGAAAUGGAAAUCUCCGCUCUACCACAAGCAGCCAUGAACAGAAAUCUAACACGGGAAAAAAGAACAGUUGAAGAUCAGGGCAUUGCUAACCAAGGUCCACCGUCUCUCUCCAAUGAUGAUUCCUUAGCUGACCUAGAGCGACGAGUGGCCGAAACUUGUUCCCUUGUCGAAAAAACCUUGAAAAAAAGGGAAGUAAAAGAAAAGGCAAUGAAGGAAAAAGAACGAAGAAAAAAAGAAGAGCGGGCCAGGAAAGAACAACAAGCACGUGAAAGAAAAGAGAGGGAGGCAAGUGAAACAAGACAAACGGAACGCAGGAAUGACAGAGAAGAAGUCAGCAACCUGAUGAGUGGUGCAGGGGAAACACCUACGCAAACCUCAGCUGGUGCUGAGGAUCGACAAUGGCUCUGUGAACAUUAUAAACGGCUCUGCCGUGUCAAGUUCCCAUGCUGUGGAAAGUUCUUUCCCUGUCAUCGUUGUCAUAACAACUCUGGGUGUCCAAAUGAUAAUUCCAAAGCAAGAGAGGCGUGUUAUGUUGAGUGCUCGGUUUGUAGCCAUCAACAAGAGGUAUAUAGACAUAUCAUUUAUUUAAUAUUAUGUAAAUGUGGAAAUGGAGAAGUUACAUUUAGACUAUAUGCGAUAGGCUUUUAAUGCUUUCUUCCUUUUUAAGAUCAACCAGGACGCCCAAACCUGUGCUAGAUGUAAAACAAAGUUCUCGGCAUAUUUCUGCUCUAUGUGUAAACACUUCACGGGCACAGACAAAAAUCCAUUUCACUGCACAAAAUGUGGUAUCUGCCGGUAGGUGAAACGAUAUUCACUGCGAAAUUGCUCGUUUUUCCAUUUGUUGGAUGAUAUUCUUGUUUUCCAAAAGUGUAAGGGGGUAAUUGGCCUGCUUCGGUAUCAAGUGUUACCGUAUGAAUGGAAAGAAAAGUCUGGCGCCAGCCUCAGGGCAAGAGCAACGCUUAAUAAGAGAGAUACAAGCUGUGAUCGAUACGCACAUGAAAUUUACCACUGCCAUUUUAUUUCUCCUCCGUCUUUACGAAAUCGCAUUAAAAAAAGUAUUGAGCACGACUGAAUAUCAGUUUUUGCUCCCUCAUAGGAAUCAGGAUUCCAUUCUGUAGAUCGAAUCGAGUAGAAAUAUAGGGUUUUCACUUUGCAUUAGAAAAUUAAUUUCUUUACGAUUCAUGUUAAGUUUUGCUCGAGUAUUACCUGCGAAGUGAUGUUCCUGUUUUCGUUUCAGCAUCUUCAAAGACCGCUCCUUCCACUGUGGUGUGUGUAACGUCUGUCUGGACAAACGACUGGAAGGAAGACAUUCUUGCCGAGAAAAUUCAGGACAUGAUGAGUGCUGCAUCUGUUUGGAGGUAAUGACUUACUCUUCGCACUAACAGGGUGUUGCUGCAAAACUUCUAAAGGGGAUUCCUCUGUCUUGUUCGUUUCACUUCGUUUCUUGUUUGUCGCGUCUGCUUGUAGAUGAUUGUCAGUGUUUGUGGAUUUCGUCACCCGUUGUACUGUAUAAUUAAUAUUUUGUGUUCUCACAUCGUUGUGAAACAUUACGUCAUUUUUUGUGUUCUAUCGAAAAAUAUAGCUUUGUAGGUCAAUGUUUAUGCUCGAUUAAAAUAAAGCAGCUGCACAGUUUUCACAGCCGUUAAGUCUGGAUUCCAAUGAGGUAAAUGUCUCUUCGUAUCAUUUAUACAUUGGAACGUUUUCCUAUCUGCCAGUGUAGGAGUAUGGAUUUCAAAAAACUGUCUAAAGACACCCGUGACACUGGUUGCAUACUAAAUCAGCUCUGCAGGAGGAAAUAUUGGCCAAUAGCUUUUUCCCUUUUGUUGUAAUUAUAUCCUUGUUAUCGACAAUGAAUGUAAAAUCUUGUAAAUGUAAUGUUUGAGUCACAGAUCUAGCAACAGACUAAGAGAGCACUUGAGUUUUUCUUAGCAAGGUUCUGAGUACAAAAGUAAGCGUUUUAAUAGAAUUGCUGGAAAAAGAAAUAAUUUAAAAAAAGUUGAACUGACAGAUAAUACCUGUUAAUACUUUUACUUAAUGGACGUGUGAAACAUUUAUUUGCAGGACGCGUUCAGCGGUUGUCAAAUCCUGCCAUGCUCACACAAGGUUCAUAGAGAGUGUGCCAUUGCAAUGAUACAGAAUGGCGUGUAAGUAUGCUCAAAAGGACAUUAUUUUUUAUGAAUUAACUAACAUAACGAAGAACACUUUAAUGCUCCCCUCCAUUUGACGGUAUCUAGUUAAAAUUCUGAACUGGAUUUGUAUCAGGAGUUGUGGCGGAGGCUGUAGGGGUCAGUUGCCUGACUCUCGACUCGACUCGACUUCUGGCUGCGUGAACUGGAGUGUCAAAAUCAAUUAUUGUUUUUAGCGUCUUCUUUCCUUUAAAGGAACUUGUAUUUGUUUCAGUUGAAUCCGUCAUUGGUUUGGGAUAUUAACUUCUGACUGCUGUUGUGAGUAGCUGGGUUUUGGUCUAAUGACACUGAGAGAAAAGCUCUCUUUACAUGCAGCCUUGGAACAGCUCUAAAUCUACAGCAAUGCUAGGUCGAUUGUGAGCUUUGCAGUCUCCUUUAGUUUUGCCCGUGAUUUUACGGUGAUCUUGACUUGAAUAUUCGCGCGUUUAAUUCAAACGAGUUUAAGUUGCAUUCACCUGAAAUGUUUCCUUUAAAUUUGCAGUCGCAGCUGCCCAAUUUGUCGGCAUCCACUAUACAGUCAGACAAAUGGCAAUGAGUGAAUGACAGGGUCCAUCCCAGGCCCUUCUCUUCUCACCUUGUUGAUAAAAUGGAGAGGACCCUGAGAAUGGAGCUGAAAGGAUGACUUUUUAUUUCCUUUUGAUAAUUGUUAGGUUUUCAGAUUUUUUAGACUUUAAGCAUAAAUUCAAUAACAGCUUUAGUACUAAAAUUCCUUGGAGUUGUUUAAUCGUUCGGGUACGAAGGCACUACCCACUCAGGACUUCUCAGGCGCAGACGAUUAGAUUACACAAUCAAAUUAAUCUUGCUCCGUGUUUAAAUCAUUUACUGUUUUACCCUUUUUAGUUUGAUUGAUCGGUGCGUUUUUAUAUUAGAUUGAAAUUUCAAAUUCGAACAAAAUUAAUGUAGUAGGUUUAGGUGUGUUAUGCAUGUGCAGGUGAUAUGUAGGUCUCCAUAACCAAACUAUCAAAGCUUUAUCACUAGUUAUCAAAUAUUUAGUUUUUUUACCAACAACCUAGAAUUUAGAGUGGUAAAAUUAAAUGACUUGUCGAUGAUGAUCUUAGACUUUACGUAAAGAACGCCUGGUUUAAGAUUUCCUUAGGCAUAUGUAUCUAGGACAUUGAGUUGCUUUGAUAAAUAACGAUACUCGGGCAAAAAAAAAAAAAAACAACAACAACAACCACGACGGAAAGGAACGAACAUCAUCGACUAUUUUAAACGUAUUACUAUACAAUGCUGCAUGUACUUUAUAAUGAUUCGAUUUAUCCCAGGAGCUCGUUUCUCGCAAAUUUUGGCAACUUCACGGGUCAUAUUCUAAGAUCUUAAUCUAUGCAAUAGCGUGGCGGGUAUUCGCUCAAAACCCAGCCCGUUCUGUGUCGUUUUCUUAAACAUUUUAUUGUUUGAAUUCCAAAGCUAUUGAUGUCUGAAAAACAGCAUUUUCAGACCAAUGAUUACCGGAACCUUCAAUAAAUGGGCUCCCGAGCAAUUAAAAAGACUAAAUUUGUAAACCUUUACCUUCAUUAACUUUGAGUCCCUUGGUUGUUGCCGGACCACACUCCGCUUGAACGGUGAGAGACACUGCGUGAAUACGUCGCCUAUUGAGGGUCGGGUGCUAAAUCGAAUCAUUACUUAUAUAUAGCACAAAAUUAUGAAUAACGAAUGUUCUAGUGAAUAAGCUUUAUGAAGAAUACAGCAUGCUUUUA